AUGUUCCGCCUCUCUCGUUACAAGGACUACACACCGCUGUGGUACGACAUCACGCCCCUCAAGCAAACAAGCCGCCGCAAUGCUAUUCGCAUCCUCUCCGUCCUUGCUCUCAUAGCAGUGUCCGUCUCUGCAAAUAUCUAUCUAAUCUACAAGAUCGUCAAGCGGUGGCCUACUGCCCUUGACACCUACCAGCAUCUAAAUCCCUACCCUAUUGUAAAUGAAGAGUUCCUCCGUACACUCAGUUCCCCCUCACCCGAUGAGAAUGCUGUCGUGACCAGCAUGUACACUGACUCGUACGCAACAGCAGUCGCCACUCUCGGCCAUUCUCUCACCCGUGCAAACACCACCGCCCGCCGCCUCCUCUUCUAUCUCCCUGACCACAUCUCCCCGCAAGCGCUCUGCAUCGCCUCUUCCACCGGCUUCGUCCCGUACCCAGUAUCCCGCAUUCCGCCCCCACACAACGGCGUCGGCACCCACGAACGAUUCAUGGAUGCCUAUUCCAAACUGAAUAUCUGGAAGCUUGGCGACGCAGGCAUCAAGGCCGUCGUGCACCUCGACGCCGACACGCUCGUGCUACGCAACUUUGACGAACUCUUCUCCCUGCCCUACAGCUUCGCCGCCGUGCCCGACGUGUACGUCGGCUCGCACGGAUUCACGCUCGACAUGAACACGGGCGUGAUCUUUGCCCGGCCCGACAUGGGCAUCUUCGACGACAUGCUCCUCAAGAUGCAAAGCGCGACGUACGAUGGCAUCCAGGCCGACCAGGCGUUCUUGAACGUCUAUUUCGCGGCGGACGCGUUGCGCCUCCCGUAUGCGUACAACGCCAACCUGGCUAUCAAGAAGCGCAAGCCGGACCUGUGGGCGGACCUCCGGCCUCGUACGCGCAUUGCGCACUACACGCUCGUGAAGCCGUUCGUCGCAGAAGAGGACAACACCGGGGUGCGUAUUUUGAGGAUGAAUGAGCUGGAGGAGAACGUCAUCAGGCGGAUGAGCGAGUUUGACGGCGCGUUCGAGGAGGAGCUGAUGGACUGGUUGAGGAUAUGGCGGGACACGUACAAGACAUACGGCGACGCGCUGAGAGAAUGCGUAGAUGAUGCAACUGGUGCCUCAUAA
Messenger RNA from Fibroporia radiculosa, 1113 nucleotides. RefSeq lists its product as uncharacterized. The transcript has 2 exons. The record is from RefSeq and is a predicted model, not a curated record. The coding region runs from base 1 to 1113 and encodes 370 amino acids. Gene Ontology annotation, molecular function: glycosyltransferase activity. Lineage: Eukaryota; Fungi; Basidiomycota; Agaricomycetes; Polyporales; Fibroporiaceae.